AUACAUUUCAGCUGACACUUGAACAGCACUUGUUUUUAUUAGAUAAUAUUGCUUAUAUUAUUAUUUUCUCGAGAAAGUCGCCGCCGUCAGAAUGAACCGAAUUUGCCAGAGCCUGUUGCGUCCAAGCUACCGUAUGCCCGCUGCCCUCACCGGCGGAGCAAGUGCAUCCGCCACCACGACAUCGGGCUCCAUUCUGUGCCGCUUCUUUGCGGCAGAUGCGGCAACCGGCGCGGCGGUGGACAAGGCGACGAUGGACAAGCUGGUGCGCACCAACAAGGUGGUCGUCUUCAUGAAGGGCAAUCCACAGGCGCCGCGUUGUGGCUUCAGCAAUGCGGUGGUGCAGAUCAUGCGGAUGCACGGUGUCCAGUACGAUGCCCACGAUGUGCUGCAAAACGAGUCCCUGCGACAGGGAGUCAAGGACUACACCGACUGGCCAACCAUUCCGCAGGUGUUCAUCGAUGGUGAGUUCGUCGGCGGCUGCGACAUCCUGCUGCAGAUGCACCAAAGUGGCGAUCUCAUCGAGGAGCUGAAGAAGGUGGGCAUCGUUUCGGAGCUGCUGAAAGCGGAGGAGGCCAAACAGCAGGACGACAAGGCCAAGUGAUGAUCCAAUAGAGCACCCAAAGAUCAAAUCCCUUCCUAAAUAUGUUAGCCACGCAACGUUUUUAUUAUUAAAUGCUUAACUCGUAACGACAA
Drosophila yakuba is the source of this 693-nucleotide messenger RNA. RefSeq names its product glutaredoxin-related protein 5, mitochondrial (gene Grx5). NCBI's taxonomy places the organism in Eukaryota, Metazoa, Arthropoda, Insecta, Diptera, Drosophilidae. The transcript is spliced from 2 exons. The record is from RefSeq and is a predicted model, not a curated record. Bases 92 to 601 code for a protein of 169 amino acids.